This is a messenger RNA of Condylura cristata (star-nosed mole), 2494 nucleotides long. RefSeq names its product peptidyl arginine deiminase, type IV (gene PADI4). The transcript is spliced from 15 exons. The coding region runs from base 53 to 2230 and encodes 725 amino acids. Gene Ontology annotation, molecular function: protein-arginine deiminase activity; calcium ion binding. Gene Ontology annotation, cellular component: cytoplasm. The record is from RefSeq and is a predicted model, not a curated record. NCBI's taxonomy places the organism in Eukaryota, Metazoa, Chordata, Mammalia, Eulipotyphla, Talpidae.
GCAUUGUUCUGCCUUAAUUCCAGAAGUGUGUGUUGUAGCGACACCACCUUGUAUGUACACAUCUCCAGGUUCUAGGCCCCUGGGUGUGCACAUCACUCUCGGCACCCAUCUGCGUGUGUGUGUGUGUGUGUGUGUGUGCGCUCAUCUCUGCGAUCCUCCUUCUCCACAUGUAAGCUCUCCAGGUCAGGCAUUGCUCAGCCUUGUGCGACCACAUGGCCGCCGCCAGUGCCCACUGCCACGAUCAGGGGCCGGCAGGCUGCCAUCUGGCGCUCACACCUGGGCUCCCUGCCUCUCCGUCCUCCCCACCCGCCUCCUCCCCAGCUCUGCCCCCAAGGGCUGCACAUCCUUCAGCGUCAGUGCCUCUCCAGAAGUGGUCGUGCGCGUUGCCCACAGCCCUCCGGCCACGAAGAAACCCAAAGGCUUCUCCAAGUGGCCCCUGGAUCCCGGGCUGGAGGUGAGCCUGACGACGAGGGCCGCCAGCAGCAGCAACAGUGACCAGAAGGUUCGGAUUUCAUACUAUGGAGAGCAAAUGGCCCCUGUGCAAGCACUGCUGUACAUCACGGGCAUUGAAAUCUCGUUGAGCGCUGACAUCACUCGCUCCGGCAAAGUGAAGCCGACCAGAGUCAACAAGGACCAGAGCACUUGGACCUGGGGCCCUCACGGGCAUGGCGCCAUCCUGCUGGUGAACUGUGACAAGGACAAUCCCAGAUCUUCCAGCAUGGAUUUCAAGGAUGACAAAGUGUUUGACAGUAAAGACCUGCAGGAUAUGUCCCUGCUGACCCUGAGCACGGAGACCCCCAGGGACUUCUUCACCAGGCACCAGCUGAUGCUCCAUGUGGCCAAGUCAGAGAUGGACAAAGUCAGGGUGUUCCACACCCACCGGGACAAGAAGUCCUCCCGAUACAGGGUGGUCCUGGGACCCCAGCAGCCCUCUCACUCCCUGGAGCUCCCGGGCGGCCAGCACCGGGCUCACUUCUACGUGGAAGGCCUUGCUUUUCCUGACGCCAACUUCCCUGGCCUCAUCUCCCUCACCGUCUCGCUGCUGGACAUAUCCAGCCAGGAUCUCCCCGAAAUCCUGGUUUUCCAAGACAGUGUGACCUUCCGAGUGGCCCCCUGGAUCAUGACCCCCAACACUCAGCCCCCGGAGGAGGUGUACGUGUGCAGUAUAUUCGAAAAUGAAGACUUCCUGAAGUCAGUGACAGCUCUGGCCAAGAAAGCCAAGGUCAAGCUGACCAUCUGUUCCUCGGAGGACAACAUGGAGGAUCGCUGGAUGCAGGAUGAGAUGGAGAUCGGCUACAUCCAGGCCCCGCACAAGACGCUGCCCGUGGUCUUCGACUCUCCCCGGAACAGAGGCCUGAAGGAGUUCCCCGUCAAAUGCCUGCUGGGUCCAGAUUUUGGCUACGUGACUCGAGGACCCCAAACAGGGAAUGUCACCAAUCUCGACUCCUUUGGGAACCUGGAAGUGAGCCCUCCAGUCAAAGUCGGGCAGAAGAAAUACCCACUGGGUAGGAUUCUCAUCGGGAACAGCAGCUUCCCCAGCAUGGAGAGCCAGGAGAUGCACCAGGCCCUGCAGGACUUCCUGGGCGCCCAGCAGGUGCAGGCCCCUGUGAAACUCUACUCCGACUGGCUCUCUGUGGGUCACGUGGAUGAGUUCCUGAGCUUCGUUCCGGCACAGAAGAAGGGCUUCCGGCUGCUCCUGGCCAGCCCCAGGUCCUGCUACAGACUGUUUCAGGAGCAGCUGAAGGAGGGCCACGGGGAAGCUCUGCUGCUGGAAGGGGUCUCCAAAAAGAAACAACAGAAAAUAAAGGACAUCCUGUCAAACAAGAAAUUGAGAGAGCAUAACUCCUAUGUGGAGAGCUGCAUCGACUGGAACCGGGAGGUGCUGAAGCGGGAGCUGGGCCUGACGGAGCAGGACAUCAUCGACAUCCCGCAGCUCUUCAGGCUCCAGGAGGACAGCAGAGGGAUCCUUAAGGCGGAAGCCCUCUUCCCAAACAUGGUGAACAUGCUGGUGCUGGGCAAGCACCUGGGCAUCCCCAAGCCCUUCGGGCCCAUCAUCAACGGCCGCUGCUGCCUGGAGGAGAAGGUGCGGUCCCUGCUGGAGCCGCUGGGCCUGCACUGCACCUUCAUCGACGACUUCACCCCAUACCACCUGCUGCACGGGGACAUCCACUGUGGCACCAACGUGCGCCGGAAGCCCUUCACCUUCAAGUGGUGGAACAUGGUGCCCUGAGGAGCCCGCCUCCAGCCUCUCCCCGGGAAGCUCUGGUCCCCUGCAGCGUGGCACAGCAGAGCUCUUGGGGACAUUCUGGCUCCGUGGGGGUAACCCUGUGCCAGGUAGUGACCUGCUUCCUUCUCCGGGGCACUGGGCCCUGGGCCCUGGGCUCCUCCCCGCUUGAAAGUCCCAAGAUGGUCCUGGCAUUGCAAACUCAAGUUCGGCAGUAAGAAACUGCCUGCCAUAAAUCAUUUUGCACGUGAGGUCAAACUCACUCACUCA